CCGGCGGGGUCCGGAAAGCCGAAGGCCGGUAUGGCUCGGGGCUCAAAGGACCAGCGGACCUUAGUGAGUUUACCUAGUGGGAAAUUCUGCAGUGUCUUCCUGGGUGAGAGGGAGUGGCUGGCCGGUCCAUAGGGUCUGGCCACGCCCCCGGGGCGGGAGACUUGAUCUUGUUGAUUUGGGCUAGUAUUAGGUAAAUAUCUGAGCCCGGAAAGCAAGUGCACUAGUGACCCUUAAAAUAGGAGGGCUAGAGAGACCCCAGUUAUGACCUGAGGGCGGAACUUCGUGAACCAGGUAAGUACCCGCUUCUAGGUUAAGGGCCUAGAUUUGUAGGAUGUGAGGAACAUGCCUUAGAAUCGGAAGAGGUUUGAAACCCUGAGCCCCGCUCUAUGGCCGGUUCCAUUUGGUAGAAUUGGGUAAGAAUGCCUUGGAGCUACUGGGUAAAACCUGGUUCGCAUGAAGUUUAGCUUAAUAGAUAAUAGGUUGGUUAGAUUUUGGAGUGUCCCAAAACUGAGUCCAACUCCAUCUCUUCCCCCUAUCUUACUGCCCCCACUGCAUCUCUGCCUGGCAGCAAUCCAAGUCCUGGGCACUGUCAAAUGGUUCAACGUGCGGAAUGGUUACGGAUUCAUCAACAGGAAUGACACCAAGGAGGAUGUCUUUGUUCACCAGACAGCUAUUAAGAGAAACAACCCCAGGAAGUUUCUGCGCAGCGUUGGGGAUGGGGAGACCGUGGAGUUCGAUGUCGUGGAAGGAGAGAAGGGCGCAGAAGCUGCUAACGUAACUGGGCCUGGGGGGGUGCCAGUGAAGGGCAGCCGCUAUGCCCCCAACCGACGCAGGUUCCGCCGAUUCAUCCCCCGGCCCCGCCCAGCUGCCCCGCCACCCAUGGUGGCAGAGGCUCCAUCGGGUGGAACAGAGCCAGGCAGCGAAGGGGAGCGUGCUGAAGACUCCGGGCAGCGGCCCAGACGACGGCGCCCACCGCCCUUCUUCUACCGACGGCGCUUCGUGCGAGGCCCUCGGCCCCCCAACCAGCAGCAGCCCAUAGAGGGCACAGACGGGGUAGAAGCCAAAGAGACAGCCCCGUUGGAGGGAGACCAGCAGCAGGGGGAUGAGCGGAUACCCCCACCCAGAUUCCGGCCCAGGUACCGAAGGGUCCUCGCUUCUCGCCCCAGGCCUUUCCGCCCCAGGCCACCCCAGCAGCCCACCACAGAAGGUGGGGAUGGCGAGACCAAGCCCAGCCAAGGCCCCACUGAUGGCUCCCGACCUGAGCCCCAGCGCCCACGAAACCGUCCCUACUUCCAGCGGAGACGGCAGCAGCCCCCGGGACCCAGGCAGUCCACAGCCCCAGAGACCUCAGCCCCCAUCAACAGUGGGGACCCCCCAACCACCAUACUGGAGUGAUUCCAACUCAAAGGACACCCAGAGCCACCAUCUGGUAUCUGCCAGUUUUUCCAACUGACCUGUAUCUUACCCAGCACCUCCCUCCCCUCUUUCCCAUAAUUCAUGACAUCAAAACACCGGCUUUUCCCCCCAUUCCUUGAGACUCAGGAGGGCCAAAUCAACAGCCUUUUGCUUUUUUUUUUCCUCUCUCCCUUACCAAGGGUUGAAGGAAGGGAUCCAUCCUUAUUGUUCAGAGGCAUCAACUCCCUCCCCUAAAUCAGGCUGAGAAGGAACCAGCCAGCUCUUCCCUCCUCCUGGUUGUUUUUCUUUCCCACCCCAGUUUAUUUUUUGUUUCCCUGCUCCCCCUACCUCUGAAGCCAUUUUAUGAACUGUCAUGUGCCACCUGAGCC
This is a messenger RNA of Dama dama (fallow deer), 1784 nucleotides long. RefSeq names its product Y-box binding protein 2 (gene YBX2). Gene Ontology annotation, molecular function: nucleic acid binding. The transcript has 8 exons. Gene Ontology annotation, cellular component: nucleus. The coding region runs from base 454 to 1395 and encodes 313 amino acids. NCBI's taxonomy places the organism in Eukaryota, Metazoa, Chordata, Mammalia, Artiodactyla, Cervidae. Gene Ontology annotation, biological process: regulation of gene expression. The record is from RefSeq and is a predicted model, not a curated record.